AUGAAUUCUGGAAACGAUAACUGGCACUCCUCUGGUGGGCCACCGUCGCAUCCUGGCAUGGACCAGAUGAAUCAACAGCCUCGGCCCCUGGGGUCGUUCAGUCAGAACCCGUCUCAACAAGGUCCGGCGUCGCAACCCUCCGGCCCUGUUCUCCCUCCCCCAGCUGGUCCCUACCACCCCGGUCAGUCUGGCGGUCACUCUCUUCCUGGUCUGGCAGAACUCAGCCAGACCCACGGAGGUCCGCACCAGUCCCCAGCCUACGGACAGCACCCCGCCGGUCCUUCUCACGGUACCGGUCAUUCUCUCCCUGGAAUCGGCCAGGCCAUGCAACAUGCAUCCCCUCAGCUCAACCGUGAACGUGAGCGCGAGCGCGAUUCACGAGAGCGGGAGAUUAUCGAGCGCCAGCGCCAGGAAGAGAUGGCCCACCGUGAACAGCGCGAACGCGAACGUGAUCGCGAGCACCGUGAACAACUUGAACGGCAGCUAGAUCGCCGCGACCAAUCGCAUCACCCCGUCCAGAGCCACACUGGCUCGAUUCCUCUCCACCAGCCUGUGGCCAACAAAGUUCCCAACUCUAUCCAUGGCCCGGGAGGUCUCCUUUCGACUCUCGGUGGAACACCACAGGGUGGCCACCAGGGCGGACCCCAGUCUGCUGCUGGCUUGUUUGGUCCGCAAAUGCAGCACGGUGAAGGCACACCUCGGUCGUACAUGCAGCACCCUGGUGGGCCCCCAGGACAGCCUAUGAUGGGAUACAAUACUUCUGGACAGCAAAUACCUGGAAAUGUUGCAGCUCUUGCGCAGGGCCAGCAACCAAUCCUGAAUGACGCUCUCAGUUAUCUGGAUCAGGUGAAGGUUCGCUUCGUCGACCAGCCAGAUGUCUACAACCGUUUCUUGGACAUCAUGAAAGACUUUAAGAGUCAGGCUAUUGACACGCCAGGGGUGAUUCAGCGGGUUUCCACCUUGUUCAAUGGUCACCCUGCUCUUAUUCAAGGAUUCAACACUUUCUUGCCUCCGGGAUACCGUAUCGAGUGCGGUACCGAGGAUAACCCUGAUGCUAUUCGCGUGACCACUCCAUCCGGCACAAACACUCUCAGCAUGCCUCGCGCUGGACGUCCCUUUGAGACUACCACCAACCCCCGGCCUACCAGUGACGUGCAUGGUCAGUCUGACUUCUACCGUGACCAGUCACGUCCCGGUUGGCAGCAGACACAGCAAGAUCAGGGUGUCCCUGGGUCUUACUCUCCCGGCUCAAGAAUGAUGGGCCCGAGCAUGUAUCCGGAUGGACAGGGCCCAGCUCAGGACCAUCACUACGGCUACCCGACCCAGCAGGAGCAACAAGCUGCUUCAGUCAUGUCCCACCAGCAAGAUCACCGCGGUGUGGCUCAGCUUCAGGGCGCUGCUUCGGCAGCAUCUGCUGGUCUUGGUAGAUCUUCUCUCCUGGGAGUCUCAGCUGCUGGUCAGAACAACAGCCUGACUCAGCCCAUGAAUAGCCUGGCAGGUGUCGGAACUGGCAUGCUUCAGGGUGCUCAAGAUUUGAACAAGCGUGGCCCCGUUGAGUUCAACCAUGCUAUUAGCUAUGUCAACAAGAUAAAGAACCGCUUCUCCAGCGCACCUGAGAUCUAUAAGCAGUUCCUUGAAAUACUCCAGACAUAUCAGCGGGAGUCAAAGCCCAUUCAGGAUGUCUACGGACAGGUCACUCAGUUGUUCAACACUGCUCCUGAUCUCUUGGAGGACUUUAAGCAAUUCCUACCCGAAUCUGCCGCGCAUGCCAAACAAGUUGCGGCACAGCGCCAGGCCGAAGAGCAAGCUCCUCUCAGCAACCUUCGAGGUGAACCUGCUGGCUUUACCUCCCAGACUCCCAAUCGCGACGUGAAGAUGCCUCCUCUCGGUCAAUUCAAUGUCAAGGACCCCAAGGAGAACAAAAAGCGACGCGGUGGGCCAGGAGGUGGAGUGGGCUCUUCGAUCUCUGGACCUGCCGGUGCUGAAGCUGCUCGCAUGUCAGAGUCAGGCAGAGUUGGCCAAAAUGGGCAGUAUGGCAAUGUCAGCAAGAGAACGAAAUACCACCAUGGCAAACCCUCUAUUUCUGACAUGGCAAACGUCUCCCCCACCUUGAUUCCUGCUCUCCCCGAACCUAUUCCUCCUUCAGUGUCGAUGACCCCAAGCCAAGAAGAGAUCGCUUUCUUCGAUCGCGUGAAGAAGUUCAUCGCCAACAAAGUCGUCUUUAGUGACUUUUUGAAACUCUGCAACCUUUACACCACCGAUCUUCUUGACCGGCACGUCCUGGUAAAGAGGGCCGAGGGUUACAUUGGUUCUAAUGCUGAGCUCAUGAGUUGGUUCAGGCGUUUCAUGAGUGCUGAAGAGCCAGAGGACAAGACCAUCGACCCCAAGCCGAACACUGAAUCAGGCGUUGUCAACUUGGCUCACUGUCGGUCUCUGGGACCGAGUUACCGUCUGCUUCCCAAGCGUGAACGCCAAAAGCCCUGCUCUGGCCGUGACCCGCUUUGCAGUAGUGUUCUCAACGAUGAUUGGGCUUCGCAUCCUACUUGGGCAUCUGAGGAUUCCGGGUUCGUUGCUCACCGCAAGAACCAGUACGAAGAUGCAUUGCACCGCAUUGAAGAAGAUCGUCAUGACUACGAUCACCACAUCGAGGCCUGUGUGCGUACCAUCCAGUUGAUCGAGCCGAUAUGCCAGCAGUUCCUCCACAUGAAUGAGGCGGAACGGGCUUCGUUCAAGCUGCCUCUAGGUCUUGGUGGUCAAAGCGAGGCUAUCUACCAGCGGGUUAUCAAGAAGAUUUACGAUCGUCAGCGCGGUGAGAAAGUCAUCCAAGACAUGUUCCAACGUCCAUGCCACGUUCUUCCCAUUGUCCUGUACCGCCUGAAGCAGAAACUUGAGGAGUGGAAGGCUUGCCAGCGUGAGUGGGACAAGGUAUGGCGUGAGCAGAUGCAGCGUGCAUACUGGCGCAGCCUUGAUCACCAGGCUAUUGCCACCAAGCAGACUGACAAGAAGCUCUUUGUUGCCAAGAACAUCCAGCAAGAUCUGCAAACCAAGUUUGAAGAUGCUCAGUCCCUUCGUAAGAGCGGAUGGACUCCUCCCAAGUACCAGGCUGAGUUCAAGUUCGAAGACACGGAGGUUCUCUUGGACACUGUUUUCCUGCUGCUUUUGUACUUUGACCGCAGUACCAAUGGCUUUGGUGCUGAGCCUCAACGACUCAUCAACUUUGUCAAGGACUUCAUUCCUAUCUUCUUCGGUCUUGACCGUGAGACAUUCCACCAGUACAUUGAUGAAAUCUCCAUCGCUAUCGUUGAUGACGAGGACUAUGCCAAUGAUGAUGUUUCAAAUGGCAGCCGCAAGGUGGUGAACACGCAGAAGCUGGAUCUACUGCGUGAGGCUCUUGACCGCGGAACUGAGAAGCCAAACAAGGAAGAUGGUAUAAACAACCACGAUGAAACCCCUGUCGUUCGCGCUACCUCUACUGUUUCUGAGAAUGAGGAGAGCUUUGAUGUCGCUGAGCUCAGAUGGAUGGAGCAUCCCGGCCAGGGCAACUUCAACCUCGAGCGUGAAUACACCUUGAACGAGAAGCACAAGAAGAAGGAGCACCACAUGUACUCUAAUCUCAACAUUCUCUGCUUCCUGCGUACCUUUGAGAUCCUCUAUUCGCGUCUUCAGCGCAUCAAGCAGCAGGAGCCCGAGGCCCGUGAGCAAGUCCGACGUGGUCUUGUGCCUAAGCCUGCCCACGAUCUGUGCCUCAUGGACCGAUUCCCCAGCGAUUUCUUCUACGACGUCGAUCCCAAGGCCAACCUUUACAAGCAAAUUGUGCGCAUGUGCGAGGAGGUCAUCAAGGGUGACAUUGACCAGAUUCACCUGGAGGAGACUCUUCGUCGCUUCUACAUGCAGAGCGGAUUCCUGCUCUACAACCUGGAGCGCAUCUUCUCUUCCAUCGCCAAGUUCGUGGCGUCCAUCUUCACCGGCGAUUCUCGGGACCGCAGCUCAGACAUUGCCAACCUGUUCUUCAAGGAACGCGAGAAGGAAGAGACAACCCAUCACCAAGAAAUCCAGUACCGCAAGCAAGUUGAGCGCCUGGUCAAGGAUGGCGAUAUUUACCGCAUUACCUUCCACCCCACCGACCGCCGCGUGACAAUCCAAGUAAUGACCAGCGAAGAAGCAACCCUGGACAACGAAGACCUCACCGCCGAAGAACGCUGGUCCUACUACGUAACCGCCUACUCAAUGCGCGACCCAACAGAAGGCGUCCAAUUCUCCAAAAUGCGUAUGCCCUUCAUGAAGCGCAACCUCCCCGCAAAAUUGGAAGAAGACGAAGAGUACGACCGCUACUACCGAAACCUCCAGCACCACGACGGCCUAAUCAUCCGCAUCUGCGCAAACAACUACACAAUGCUGUACCAGCCCCCAAGCUACGAUUGGUUCUGGCGCUCCAAUGCCCCCAUCCCAGACAAGGAUGCCGACGCCGACGCCAUCAAGACCCAGCUGGACGAUGUCGCGAAGGAGAGAUCGGCUAUCCGUGAAAAACGCCAUGAUCGCUUCGUCGAGAAAUUCAUUAAUAACCCCUCUUGGGCUCGCGGUCUCAGCAAGGAUAAUGUCGAUCAGUCCAAUCAGCGCUUCCGCUCUUGGAUUAAUGGAACUCUUUCUGAUAGUCCGGGUCCUUCUGGCCCUGAGGCCCCCGCCCAGGAUGAUGUCCCUCAGAAGGAGAAGGCUGAUGGUAAUGGUGAUGCUGUUGAUGCCACUGCCAAUGCCAACGCCAGUGCCAACACCAACGGCAACGCCGAUGCUGGCUCUGGUGCUGGUACUGGUUCCGCCGAAGUCGACGCCGCUGCUGCUCCUACUUCUACCUCUGAUGCCCCCCAAAUCCAGAACCAAGCAGAAGGCGACACGGAAAUGACAGACGCCGAGCCCGCCGAACCCUCAGCCGAAACCGAGGCGUAA
Molecule: messenger RNA, 4941 nt
Organism: Penicillium arizonense
Lineage: Eukaryota; Fungi; Ascomycota; Eurotiomycetes; Eurotiales; Aspergillaceae
Product: transcriptional regulator SIN3
Exons: 5
Coding region: 1-4941 (1646 amino acids)
Biological process (GO): negative regulation of transcription by RNA polymerase II
Cellular component (GO): chromatin; Sin3-type complex
Molecular function (GO): transcription corepressor activity
Source: RefSeq, a predicted model, not a curated record